AGAGAGUGCGUGCGUGCGUGCGUGUUUGCGUGUAGCCACAGUUCCCGCCAUCAGCGGCUUUAGGUGUGUUGGGGGAGAGAACGGCCUCGGUGUCUGAGGCCAGGGGAGCGCCUUCCUUCUGAGUUCUUCGGCUCCUCCCACUCCGCGGGAACUCUGUGCUUCCGGCAGGCUUGUCUCGCGCUGGGACCCUCUGGCACAGCUGAGUUGAUGACUCCUGAAGUGGCCUCUGAUCGAGCUGAAGAAUAUGAGUAGUUUCUCAAGAAAAGGGUGUUGCUUUUGGCACAAGAAGCAGAAUAAAGGUGAAUUAUUAUUAUGUGGAACUUUUCAAUAAAGGUCACUGAAAAUAACUUUAGGCUUUGAACUAGAAGACCCCAGACUAGUUGUCUCCUGCCUUCAGAAUCUGUCAGGUGAACAUAUAUUUUUGCUUUUUAAUUGGUUAAAAGCAAUUUAUUUUUAAAGAAAAUAUGUCUCCCCUGAAGAUAUAUGGUCCUAUAAGAAUUCGAAGUAUGCAGACUGGGAUUACAAAAUGGAAAGAAGGAUCCUUUGAAAUUGUGGAAAAAGACAAUAAAGUCAGCCUAAUAGUUCACUACAACACUGGAGGAAUUCCAAGGAUAUUUCAGCUAAGUCAUAACAUUAAAAAUGUGGUACUACGACCUAGUGGAACAAAACAAAGUCGCCUAAUGUUGACUUUACAAGAUAACAGCUUCUUGUCUAUUGACAAAGUACCAAGUAAGGAUGCAGAGGAAAUGAGAUUGUUUCUAGAUGCCGUCCAUCAAAACAGACUUCAUGCAGCUAUGAAACCAUCUCAAGGGUCUGGUAGUUUUGGAGCUAUUCUGGGCAGCAGGGCCUCUCAGAAGGAAGCUAACAGACAGCUUUCUUAUUCAGACAAUCAGGCCUCUUCAAAAAGAGGAAGUUUAGAAACUAAAGAUGAUACUCCACUUCGAAAAGUUCUUGGCAAUCCUGGUAGAGGAUCCAUUAAGACUAUAGCUGGAAGUGGAAUGGCUGUUACCCGGACGGUUCCUUCUUUGACACUGACAUCAACACCUCUUAGAUCAGGAUUAUUGGAAAACCGCACUGAAAAAAGAAAGAGAAUGUUAUCUGGAUCAGAGCUGACUGAAGAUUAUCCUAAGGAAAAUGACUCAUCAUCGAACAACAAAGCUAUGACAGACCCUUCAAGAAAAUAUUUAACCAGCAGUAGAGAAAAGCAGCUGAGUUUGAAACAGGCAGAAGAAAACCGAACAUCAGGACUUUUACCUUUGCAGUCAUCCUCAUUUUAUGGGAGCAGAGCAGGAUCCAAGGACUACUCUUCUGGUGGCAUUAACCUAGACAGGAGUAAUGUUUCAAGUCAGACUCCUUCUGCCAAAAGAAGCUUGGGGUUUCUUCCUCAGCCAGCUCCUCUAUCAGUUAAAAAACUGAGGUAUAACCAGGAUUACACAGGCUGGAACAAACCUAGAGUGCCCCUUUCCUCUCAUCAUCAGCAGCUGCAGGGAUUCUCCAACUUGGGAAAUACAUGCUAUAUGAAUGCUAUCUUACAAUCUCUGUUUUCACUCCAGUCAUUUGCAAAUGAUUUGCUUAAACAAAGUAUCCCAUGGAAGAAAAUUCCACUCAAUGCACUUAUCAGACGCUUUGCCAACCUGCUUAUUAAAAAAGAUAUUUCUAAUUCAGAGACCAAAAAAGAACUGCUUAAGAAGGUUAAAAAUGCUAUUUCAGCUACUGCAGAGAGAUUCUCUGGCUAUGUGCAAAAUGAUGCUCAUGAAUUUUUAAGUCAGUGCUUAGAUCAGCUGAAGGAGGAUAUGGAAAAACUGAACAAAACUUGGAAGACAGAACCUGUCCUUGGAGAAGAAAAUUCACCAGAUACUUCAGCCACCAAAGUGUUCACUUGCCCUGUUAUUACGAACUUAGAGUUUGAGGUUCAACACUCCAUUAUCUGUAAAGCAUGUGGAGAGACUAUUCCUAAAAGAGAACAGUUUAAUGAUCUCUCCAUUGACCUUCCUCGGAGGAAAAAGCCGCUCCCUCCUCGUUCAAUUCAAGAUUCUCUUGAUCUUUUCUUUAGGGCAGAAGAACUUGAGUACUCCUGUGAAAAGUGUGGUGGAAAGUGUGCUCUCGUCAGACACAAAUUUAUCAGGCUGCCCAGGGUCCUCAUUCUUCAUUUGAAACGAUACAGCUUCAAUGUGGCUCUCUCACUUAACAACAAGAUCGGGCAACAAGUCAUCAUUCCAAGAUACCUGACCCUGUCAUCUCAUUGCACUGAAAAUACAAAGCCACCUUUUACUCUUGGAUGGAGUGCACAUAUGGCAAUUUCUAGACCUUUGAAAGCCUCUCAAAUGGUGAAUUCCUGCAUCACCAGCCCUUCUACACCUUCAAAGAAAUUUACCUUCAAACCCAAGAGCUCCUUGACUUCAUGCCUUGAUUCUGACAGUGAGGAUGAACUUAAACGGUCUGUGGCCCUCAGCCACAGACUUUGUGAUAUGCCAGGCAAUGGACAGCAGCAGGAAGAUGUGGAAAAGGAUUUGAAAUUGGGCAGAAUAGAGCCUGGGAAGUCCGAACUGGAGAACUCAGGGUUUGACAGAAUGAGUGACGAAGAGGUGCUGGCAGCUGUGUUAGAGAUAAGUAGGAGAGAAGCUUCGCCGCUGUUCAGUCAUGAAGAUGAUGAUAAGCCAACCAGCAGCCCGGACACUGGAUUUGCAGAAGAUGAUAUUCAAGAAAUGCCUGAUAAUGCAGAUGCUAUGGAGAUACAGAAACCCAAAACAGUCACUGAGCCAGAUCCUACUAGUUUUACUGAGAUAACAAAAGACUGUGAUGAGAAUAAAGAAAACAAAACUCCAGAAGGCUCUCAGGGAGAGGUGGAUUGGCUCCAGCAAUAUGACAUGGAGCGGGAAAGAGAAGAGCAGGAGCUUCAACAAGCACUGGCCCAGAGCCUUCAAGAACAAGAGGCUUGGGAACAAAAAGAAGAUGAUGACAUCAAAAGGGCCACAGAGCUCAGUCUUCAAGAGUUUAACAACUCUUUUCUGGAUUCCCUGGGCUCAGAUGAGGACUCUGGAAAUGAGGAUGUUUUUGAUAUGGAGUACACAGAAGCUGAAGCCGAGGAGCUGAAAAGAAAUGCUGAGACAGGAAAUCUUCCUCAUUCCUAUCGGCUCAUCAGUGUUGUCAGUCACAUUGGGAGCACCUCUUCCUCAGGUCAUUACAUUAGCGAUGUAUAUGACAUUAAGAAACAGUCAUGGUUCACUUACAAUGACCUGGAGGUCUCUAAAAUCCAAGAGGCUGCGGUACAGAGUGAUCGAGACCGGAGUGGCUAUAUCUUCUUCUAUAUGCACAAGGAGAUCUUUGAUGAGUUGCUGGAGACAGAAAAAAACUGUCAGGCACUUAGCGUGGAAGUGGGGAAAGCUGCCCGUCCAGCCUCGUGAGGAGCGAACUCCUGGGCUGGCAACAUGAACUGCAUUUCUCUUUCACUGCCACCCACUUCACCUUUCUUCUGCCCGAAGAGAAUUUAGAAUUCUACUUGAUGCAGGAGCAACAAACAGCUCAGGGCCAAACCAAAAGACAAAAUUCAGUCAUGUGCAACGCUCCAUGCUGUUUUAUGGAAACCUUGGUCUCAUCUAUAGCUGAUUAUCCUCUUUCUCUCCUACAAGAGUGACGCUUCCUUUUGUCUUAGGAAUACAUGUUGUAAAUAUAUAUAUAUGUACAUACCCACACACAUAUAUGGAAUGGAUAGGGCCUUAAAGAGCUAGUAUGAGCCACCAGAAGUAGUAUACCUGCUCACAAUGAAUGCCACAGCUGCUUGGAGGAGAAAUCAAAGUGUCCAAGCACAUUCAACUGAGGAAGGUGUGAAGAUGCACAUACCAUUUGGCUUUUAACUUUUUUUUUUUUUUUGAGUGACUUCACUCAAGUCCAACCUUUCAUAUGUUUGUUAUGAGUAAAUUUACUGGAAAGCCAGUUACACUAAUAACAGUUUAUUUUCCUUGCGAGGCAUUUCUGUAGUCCGAUUUGAGUUUUGUUUUUCUUUUGAUUUUGUAACUUGUGCUGUUUACAUGCAGUUUACAAAAAACGGAUUGUUGGUGCUUUGGAAUGUUAUAGUCCUACACUUCCUAUUUAUUAUGCACUUGGCAUUUUCUUUCAGAGAUGCCUCCACAGUGUGUUCAUCAUCCUCUUCCAUGUUGUGGUGGCAAAGCUAGAAGCUCAUAUUUACUUCUGUAUCAUUUUUCUAUGGAGCAGACAUGACCCCCAAUGGAUUAAAACCUCAAUUAUAAAAGGCUCAAAGGCAGUGUGAUUCAACAGGGACUCUCUGACAUGGAAGGAUGCUCAUCUCUGCCUCCCAGGCAAUGAAAAACAAAAGACAUGCCACUGCUUUUUACAGUGCAAACUCUGGACCGCUAAAGCUAAAAGUUAAACACUGUGUUGCAAGGGUGAAGUAGAGGGUAAGAAUUAGGAGAAUAGCUGUGGGUCAUUCCAGGAGCUAUCAAAGGUGCACAAUACAUCUCUUACUUCUAGGUGCUCAGAGAUGAGACCAAGUGGCAGUGACUGGCAAGUACUGUGUUAGUCACUUAGCCAACGUAACCUGCCUGAUUAAGCAGCUAAUGAAACCAUACAAAGAAUUGUCAGUUCAAGUUAGCAAAAUGAAACCUGCAUUCGUUUCCUUCCCCAUUUCUUUUAUUAUUAAUGGUGCUGUGAGUUCUAAGGUAUGAAACCAUAUCAUAUUUUCAGGGGGUUUUAAAACCCAUUACUGAAGAUACAACAUCUUCUGUGGAAGAUUGUAUUGGGAGAGCUCCAGCAGACUCUUGGAACCUUGGUGCGGUCUUAGAUAAUCACCUCUUCCAGAGGUCUGAGUCGGGCAGGUGUGCCUCAGUGCUUGCUUGGCUACUGAUAAACUCCGACUCCUACCAUCUACCAGCAUACAUUAUCACAGUGACUGUUCCAAAGGCACAGGUAGGGUAUGCAGUAGCUUACUACAGAGAAAAAUACUUGUGUUUAAAACUAACUUUAAGUUGUGUUGUUUGACCUCUGCCAGGAGCCUCGUUGUGUUGUUUUGUUUUGUUUUGCUUGAAAGCGACUGGUCAUCUCAAGUGCAGUGGUAGGCUUGUGCUUUAGCGUGUUCUCUCCCGUCCUACACUGGAGAGCUUUCAGCUGGUGAAAGGGUAAGAGGUUUGAUGUGAGCUCUGCAUUAUGGCAUGGGGGAAGAUAGAAAUAACACCCUGAGCCUGCUUUGCCUCCUGGGCAGCCACAUUUGAGUUGUUUUCAUGGCUUAUGUGCGUGUUGGCUUAGAAGUACACUGGGCACAGAACCUGAUUUGGUUUGACUUCUACAUCUUGAACAUGACUUGUUAGUUGAAAAUAAGUUAGUACUUGCAAAUUUAGGACUUGAAUUUUACAUUCUGUCCAUACUAUGGCCUUGUCAGCCUUUCCCUGCUCCCUUCAUUCCUUUAAUUUGCCCACUUGACUCCAAAUGGCAAUUUCACCUAGACUAUAUUGAUGAGGGUAGUGGUUGUUCUAAGUUGGCUGUGUAUAUUAUAAAAUUAUUAAUAAUAUAUUCCCUUUUUUUUUAACACUGUGAUCACAGAAUUUGGGGAUAGAGCAGCUAAUAUGCUGGGCUAGGAAGAGACAAAUUAUUAGAUAGGAGCAGAGGGCAUCAGUUCCCUUCAGUUGGCAUAAUAACCUUCCUAUGUAAAAUGCCAAAUGUGUGGUUGCAUUACCUUAAAUGACUGAGCUGGAAUUCUAUAGCAAUUAGUACUCUAUGCAAUCUUUUCAUCUUAGCCAAGAUUUUUUUGGAAGAAGAGAAAAUAAAUUAGAAAGUUUAUUUUGUUUUUCCCCUCGUGUUAUGCAGAGUUAAAAAGCUGCUUGUGAACAAUAUUUAUUUUGGUAGCUAAGGCUAUCAUUUAGGUCUCUGGGGAGGCUGUACCCUUGCUUUGUAGGAUAGAUGUGUAUACACACAUACGCUCAUAAAUUUUGUCCCAGCAGCAGAAUCCAUGAACUGUUCUGUUUAUAUUCUGAUUCCAAAUUGGUUGCUUACUUUCUAUGGUUGGGCUUAACCUAAACAGCUCAGUAACAGACACAGCAAGUGUAGAUGUAUGUACCUUUUAAGAUGUAGAACUUAUAAAUCGGUUAACUCUGGGUGCAAAUAUUAAGCUACACUUUUAUCUUUGUCCUUGACAAAGUAUAAAACUCUUAGGAGAAAGCGCUAGUAGUUAAAACCUCAGCAAAGUAACUCUGAAUUUUUUCCUUCUACAUGGCAGUUGCUGUGGUGUGACCACAGAUACAUACGCAGAUCUCUUAACUAGGUCUGAGUACACGUGAAUCUUGUAUAUAUAGGGGCACUUGAUGCAAGUUACAUAAAAGCGUGUCCACUCCUCUGCCUGCUUUACAGGAACAUCUCUCUGCAAAGAUGUACAAGAAGAGUUUUCUGGCCUCUAACAUCUUUUUAAUGCAUUACUUAUAAUUCUGUUUAUAUUGUCUUAUCAUCUAGAGAAAUAUUUUAUUGAAAUACUUUAGUUUCUUGGCCUUGGGAGUUGUGUGACGGGAUUAUUCUCUAUGUCACCACAGUAAACUCCUUUGUGAUUUGCUUUGGUUACUAGAUUUGAGGCAGUCUUUCAUUUGUAUGUGAUUAGUAAAUUGUUUCUUUUCCACAUGUGCUAAGUAUCUAUGGUUUGGAGGUUUUAAUUAUAGAUGUUCUCGUAUGAAUAAACAGUUUCGUGACAAUGGACUUGAGUUACAGAUAAUCCUCAGACCUGAGAAAGGUGGAGGAGGGUCUGGGUCAGGAUCCAGGUCUAUCAAGCUAGAUGCAAGAACAAAGGACAGUUGUCAGGUGAGUUGGAAUAAGAGUGGGCAAGAGGGAGACCGUCAUGGGUGUGCACCUGUCCCCUUGCUGCCUUUCCUCUGCGCAUUUCCUCUUGGUGUGGGUUGUUCAUGUCUGGGGGAGGGGAACAGAAGUGAGGUGCCUGCACUUUGCUGGCAGCUUUGGCCACAUAGUUUGUGAGGUGGCUUUUUUCCUUUGUGUUCAGAGUGACUUCUGGUUCCAAUUAUUGAUGUUUGUGUGGAACGGCACUUUAUCUGUGUUUUAGCAGAACUGUUCCUCUGUAUCCUUUAAGGUUUUUCCUUGUUUCCUUUUUAAAUUAUACAGAUUUGGGUUGUUUUCAGGGGUGUGUGAGAGACAUUAAAGCCUUUAUUAUUAACCUUAUGUUAGUUUGACUUAUUUCUUUAAAGGGACAUGUUCCUGGAGACACUAAAUAGCCAGUUGUUUUAAAUGGAAAUCACCUUCUAUUGGCUUCUGAUUGGACUUCAUGUAGCAAACCCGUGUUCCUGGUAGUGUUAUUUGG
Acomys russatus (golden spiny mouse) is the source of this 7306-nucleotide messenger RNA. RefSeq names its product ubiquitin specific peptidase 37 (gene Usp37). Bases 465 to 3404 code for a protein of 979 amino acids. The transcript is spliced from 26 exons. Gene Ontology annotation, molecular function: cysteine-type deubiquitinase activity. NCBI's taxonomy places the organism in Eukaryota, Metazoa, Chordata, Mammalia, Rodentia, Muridae. Gene Ontology annotation, cellular component: postsynaptic density; extrinsic component of endosome membrane; extrinsic component of plasma membrane. Gene Ontology annotation, biological process: protein K63-linked deubiquitination; Ras protein signal transduction; endosome organization. The record is from RefSeq and is a predicted model, not a curated record.